GAAAUUUCUGCUGUAUUCUAAUUUCUAGUUGGAUAUAUUUAUUUGUGGUGCAUAAAAAGAUAAAAAGAAAAUUCCAGUUACCUCCAUCCAUCCAUCCAUUCUUCCUCACAUAGUUUUUUUCUCACUGAAUUAAAGAAUUUCGAAUCUUUCCAUUAAUUCUCUCUACCAAAAUCUUGUUUGUGUGUGGACUGUGGAGAGAUCAAUCAAUCAAUCAAAUGGGUACAGCUGUGCAAUGCAUCUCCCGCCUUUCUUGGAAGAACAACCAUCCCCAUUUUCAAUCCCAUGUUCUUGUUUCACAACCUGCAUCAGAUAAAGUCCAAUCAAGAAUAAUAAGAGCAGCUGCAAUUGCAAAAGACGACGAGAUGAAUCGGAGGGCGGUUAUUGCAUCCGGGGUUGCAUUACUUUCAUCUGCAGCAGGUUUUGGAUUUCCGGGAAAUGGAUUGGCUGUCAUCAAACAAGGCCUUCUUGCAGGCAGAAUCCCGGGACUCUCCGAACCCGACGAACAAGGUUGGAGAACUUACCAAAGACCAGACGAUAAAUCGGGUGGUCACGGUGUUGGCUGGAGUCCGAUCAUACCGUACGCUUUUUCCGUUCCUCAGAACUGGGAAGAGGUUCCGGUCUCGAUUGCUGAUUUAGGAGGCACGGAGAUUGAUUUGAGAUUCGCAAACCCCAAGCAAGGACGAGUUUCCGUGAUAGUUGCUCCUGUUUUAAGAUUUUCAGACAAUCUUGGUGAUAACACCACAAUAGAACAAAUCGGGACACCAGAGAAAGUGAUAAGUGCAUUCGGGCCGGAGGUGAUCGGGCAGAAUGUAGAAGGAAAGGUUUUAAGUUCCAAUGUAGCGGAACAUUCCGGAAGGAAAUACUAUCAGUUUGAGUUAGAACCGCCGCACGUUCUCAUUACAGCAACAGCUGCUGGCAAUCGCCUCUAUUUAUUCAGCGUCACUGGAAAUGGUCUCCAGUGGAAGAAGCAUUACAAGGAUUUGAAGAGGAUAUCCGACUCUUUCAGGGUUGUCUAAUACAGCAAUUACACGUCAUACAAGAAUUGAUUCGAGCUCGUAAUUCAAUAUAUAUAUAUAUAUUUCCACCGAAACUCGGUAAUGUUGUAUAGUACAAUUGAGACCCUCCUCUAGUUUUGUACCUCACAAUCGAAUAUUUACGAACACUUUUCUCUUCAAUAGAUUGUUCGCUUCGA
This is a messenger RNA of Erythranthe guttata (spotted monkey flower), 1192 nucleotides long. RefSeq names its product thylakoid lumenal protein (Mog1/PsbP/DUF1795-like photosystem II reaction center PsbP family protein). Gene Ontology annotation, molecular function: calcium ion binding. Lineage: Eukaryota; Viridiplantae; Streptophyta; Magnoliopsida; Lamiales; Phrymaceae. Gene Ontology annotation, cellular component: photosystem II; extrinsic component of membrane; photosystem II oxygen evolving complex. The record is from RefSeq and is a predicted model, not a curated record. Gene Ontology annotation, biological process: photosynthesis.